Molecule: messenger RNA, 3586 nt
Organism: Lycium ferocissimum
Lineage: Eukaryota; Viridiplantae; Streptophyta; Magnoliopsida; Solanales; Solanaceae
Product: inactive protein kinase SELMODRAFT_444075-like
Exons: 9
Coding region: 1036-3210 (724 amino acids)
Biological process (GO): protein phosphorylation
Molecular function (GO): protein kinase activity; ATP binding
Source: RefSeq, a predicted model, not a curated record
UUUAUUAUCCAAGAAACCAAGUAGUCAAUAAGAAAUAAUUGCGGAAUGACCAACAUAACUUGUUGUCAAAGCUUAGAGGUUGAUGUUGGGUUUUUCAGUAGGAAGUUCAAUGCAUGACAGACUUUUUGACUUUGGGAUUUUAUUUCAGUUUCUUGGGUUUCUUCUGUAAUGAAAGUUGAGGAGUUAAUUUAUUUUAUCUAAACCAUCCAUAGCCACUGAAAGCAUAAACUCUUGUCUCAUUUGGAAUUCUUGAAUUUUGUAAAGUUAUGUUCUUUUCCAUGACUGAAUUCUUAAUUACACACUUCCUUGCAUUUCCAUUUUUCUGUAAACAUAAAAGGGUCAAUGUAUAUUCAAUAAUUGCAUCUUGAAAACAGUUCAUUUCACCUGAGGCACCAAUUUUGACUCUCUGAUUUUGAAAGCAGCCUAAUAAAAGAAGUAGCUUUUGGUGUUGUAGUUGUUAUCUGAAUGUAUAUUAUUUCAGAAAUCUGUGCAAGAACAGUUCAUUCAUUUUUAUAGCAUAUGAUAUGAUGAUUUUGGUCCAUGAUUCAGUACUUUGAGCCUGCAGCUUCUGUCAAAUCUCUUGGAUUCAUUAGGCCAUCUCCGAAAAAAAAAAAAAAAGAGUCUUUUUUGCAGAAUUAUUGGUGCUGUUUUGCUGCUAAAUUUGGACUCUUUUUGCAUAUAUUUCUUAUUUUUGGAACUUCCAUUUGUCUCAUAAUCUUUAUCACACCCACUUACCAGAAAAAAAGAUAAACUUUACACAACAAAGAUUACUCCUAAAAAUCCACAAGGCUUGGCUGUUAAAAAGGGUCUCAUCAGUUGUCUACUGUGAUGUAAUAGUGGCAAUUUCAGUUGUAUAUGGUGGGCCAAACAACACAAUAAUGCAUAUAAAGUUUUGUUCCUUGAAUCUUGUUUUUGUGUCAAGCAGACAUGAAAGUUUGUCUUUGUAAAGAGAAUUAGUUUUGUGUCUGUGAUGGGUUUAGUGGGUUGAUUUUCUUGAAAAUUUGAAGGCAAAGGUUAGAAACUUAUUGUGGGAUAAUGAGUAGGGAGGUGAAGAAAGGGAAGCUGGAGGAUAAGAGUUGUGAGAAAGUUAUGGUAGCUGUUAAGGCAUCAAAAGAGAUACCUAAGAAUGCUAUUGUGUGGGCUUUGACUCAUGUUGUUCAACCUGGAGAUUGCAUUACACUUCUUGUGGUUGUACCUUCACAAACUUCUGGUAGAAAGAUGUGGAGUUUCCCCAUGUUUGCUGGAGAUUGUGCCCAUGGUCACCGGAAGUCGCAUUCUGGAAAUAGUACUGAGCAAAAGUCAGACUUAACAGAUUCCUAUUCUCAGAUGAUCCUUAAGCUCCAAGAUGUUUAUGAUCCCACUAAGACAAACAUGAAGAUUAAAAUUGUUUCUGGUUCACCGCAUGGAGCUGUGGCUGCCGAGGCAAAGAGGAAUCAAGCUAAUUGGGUCGUUUUGGACAAACAUCUCAAACAUGAGAAGAAAUGCUGUAUACAAGAGCUGCAGUGCAAUAUCGUAGUAAUGAAGCGAUCUCAAGCAAAAGUUCUCCGCCUUAAUUUAGUCGGUUCACCUAAAAAGGAACCUGAUGUCACAGUCUCGUUAACUUCAGAGCAAGCUCAAUCAUGUGGACAAGAACUAGAAAAAAAUUAUUCAUUGGAUACUUCUAGAGGUCCGUUAGUAGUAACACCAACAAGUAGUCCAGAGAUGUUCAGUGCUACUGAAGUUGGUACUUCAUCAGUUUCAAGUUCGGAUCCUGGAACUUCACCAUUUUUGGUCGCCGAAGUAAAUAGGGAGUUGCAUAAAGCGGAGUUGUUAGCCUUAAAGGAAGAUCAAGAUUUAGAUGAUUCAAGUUCAGAGAGUGAGAGUGAAAAUCUAUCUUCUUCAAGUUCAAGAUUCCAACCGUGGAUGGUGGACAGUGUCGAUUCACAUUGUCAACUCUCUCAAUGCCAGGGAAUUAGCUCCAUGUCAUUCCUGGAGAAGUUGACUAAGCUUGAUAUAGAAGUUGAUUCCGGAUCUCCGAGUUAUAGAGAUGAUAUUAGAGAAUCAGGUCCAUUAACCAGAAGUGCACCUCUUGGCCCUCCUCCCUUGUGUUCAAUAUGUCAACAUAAGGCGCCUGUAUUUGGGAAACCUCCGAGGUGGUUCACUUAUACUGAGUUGGAGCUUGCAACAGGAGGAUUUUCGCAAGCCAAUUUCUUGGCUGAGGGAGGAUAUGGAUCCGUUCACAGAGGAGUCCUUCAAGACGGUCAAGUUGUUGCUGUCAAGCAACAUAAAUUGGCAAGUUCUCAAGGGGAUCAAGAAUUUUGCUCGGAAGUUGAAGUGCUCAGCUGUGCUCAGCACCGUAAUGUAGUCAUGUUGAUAGGAUUCUGCAUUGAAGACAGGCGAAGAUUGCUAGUAUACGAAUAUAUAUGCAAUGGUUCUUUAGAUUCUUAUCUAUAUGGACGCAAUAGGGAACCUUUGGAGUGGUCUGCACGUCAAAAGAUAGCUGUUGGAGCUGCACGAGGUUUGCGAUAUCUACAUGAAGAGUGCAGAGUUGGCUGCAUUGUCCAUCGGGAUAUGAGACCCAACAACAUUCUCAUCACUCAUGACUUCGAACCACUGGUCGGAGACUUUGGUUUGGCCAGAUGGCAACCGGAUGGUGAUACAUGUGUUGAAACGAGAGUACUUGGAACAUUUGGGUACUUGGCUCCUGAGUAUACUCAAAGUGGCCAAAUUACUGAGAAAGCUGAUGUUUACUCAUUUGGCGUGGUGCUCGUAGAGCUUGUAACUGGUCGUAAAGCAGUGGAUCUUAACAGGCCUAAAGGCGAGCAGUGUCUCACAGAAUGGGCACGUCCAUUGUUGGAAGAAUGUGCAGUCGAUGAGUUAAUAGAUGCCCGGAUAGGAAGCAGCUGCAAGGAGCACGAGGUGCAUUGCAUGUUGCAUGCUGCAUCUUUGUGCAUAAGGCAGGAUCCUGAGGCUAGGCCUCGAAUGUCUCAGGUACUUCGAAUUCUUGAAGGUGACCUGAUCAUGGAUUCUGGUCAAAUGUCUACGACACCUAGGUAUGAUGUGGGAAGCCAAAGUGGAAGGAUUUUAUCUAAUCACCCCAUGCAGUAUGAAAGGUACAGUGGUUCUAUACUACACGAUGAAUUGGAGGGGCUAAGUCCAAAGCUCUCAUUUGACAAAAGGAGACCCUCUAUUACUUGGGAUAGGGAUAGUCGUCACAGGACUGCAUUUUAAGAUCAUCUGUAAAUUGCUUGAUAUUGAAACUUGUGAUCGAAGGUACAUUUGCUGCUAUAUUAGCAGAUCAAGCCAUAUCUCUUCCAUCACUUGUGCAGAAGUGAGUCAUAAUAGUGUGUGUUUUUGUAUUGAUACUUGUGUCUCAAGGAAACAUUAGGUUUUUUUGAGACACUGGAUUCUCACUAAUGUUUGCGUUACUCUAAAAUGUUCUAGCUUCCACUUAGUCCCCACCAUAGGCACGAGUUUUGUCCAAAUUAGUUAAGUCCAUUCUCCAGCACUCCGCUCCAUGAGGAUCAACAGUGGUUGCUAUUUUUUCUUCCUUAGUGACUCGAACCGAACCUUGUGGUCAAAAGUGUAGUGGUCCUACUGCUAAAGC